This is a messenger RNA of Ahaetulla prasina, 3372 nucleotides long. RefSeq names its product ZFP36 ring finger protein (gene ZFP36). The transcript has 2 exons. Lineage: Eukaryota; Metazoa; Chordata; Lepidosauria; Squamata; Colubridae. Gene Ontology annotation, molecular function: metal ion binding; mRNA binding. Bases 120 to 1169 code for a protein of 349 amino acids. The record is from RefSeq and is a predicted model, not a curated record.
GCCGAAGAGGGGGCGUGGGCGGGAAGGGGCGUGGCCUGAGCUAUAUCUGGGACCUGACGGCCGCCGCGCCUCAGUUGCCUGGGCUGCUUUGGGUGAGCGGAGCACGACCAGGCGGCACCAUGAGCUCCAUUCUGGACGUCCGGAACCUCUACCAGAACCUGCUCAACCUCUCGCUGAGCGAAGAGCUGGACGCGCCCGCCUCCGCCUUCUCCUGCGGCCGCCCGGCCUGCUCCUCCGAGGCGGCGCCGGCGGGCAGCGGGGACUCGGCGCUGUGGCCCCUGCGCAGCCCCUGGAGCCCCCAGGGCGAGCAGACGCGGCCCCCGUUGCGCCCGGAUCGCUCGGUCAGCCUGAUUGAAGGCAAAGCUCACCCGCUGCCGCCCCCGCCGCCGGGCUUCCCGCCGCUCAAGCAGCCCGGCGCGCCGGCCCCGUCGUCCCGCUACAAGACGGAGCUGUGCCGCACUUUUAGCGAGAGCGGCCGCUGCAAGUACGGCGCCAAGUGCCAGUUCGCCCACGGCUCGGCCGAGCUGCGCUCCGUCAGCCGCCACCCCAAGUACAAGACGGAGCUGUGCCACAAGUUCUACCUGCAUGGCGAGUGUCCCUACGGCUCCCGCUGCCACUUCAUCCACUUCCCCGAGGAGGCGCAGGUCUUCGGCAGCCACGGCGGGGGCGCCUCCCCGCACCUCCUGCGCCAGAGCCUCAGCUUCUCCGGGAUGCCCACCGCCCGCCGCGCCUCCCCGCUGCCCGGCCUGCCCGACCCGGCCUCCUUCGUCCGGGCGCCCUCCGUCUCGCCUCCGCCCGCCUGCGCCGACCUCCUGUCGCCCGCCUUCGACCCCCUGACCCUGGACCCGCUCGCCCUGGUCGCCUCCUUCGGGGACUCGCUGGCGGGGACCCCCUCCGGGGGCUGCUGCUCCUGCCGCUGCGGGAAGGCGGCCGGGGUGGGCGGCUCGCUCCAGAGCCCUCGGGACUACUUCUCGGCCGCCCCCGGGACGCCCCCGUCGGCCCUGCCCAGGACCCCCUCCUCCAACUCACUCUCGGACCCCGACUGCUACAGCAGCUCCAGCAGCCUCAGCGGCUCCGACUCCCCGGUUUUCGACCAGCACCCCGUCGGCGGGCCGUCGGGGACCUCUCACCGCCUGCCCAUCUUCAACCGGCUUUCUGUCUCGGAAUGAGGGCAGGACAGAACGUUUCGAGCUUGCUGUCGAUUGUAACGGAGGGAGCCGCCCUCUGGAUGAGAUUCCUUCGGAGAGGGGAGGACCCCAAAGUCUCCCCACUCUCAGCCUGAACUGAUGCCAGCUGCUUUUCGGGCCUUCUCCUGCUCUUUAAGUCCUCCUCUUGCCUGUUCUGGGGGUGGGGGGGGCUUUUCCUGCCUCCCACCUGCUGGCCUUACUGCCCUCAAGAGGCCUGGGGGGAAAUGGGGGUCCAGAAAGCAAACGGGGUUCCAGUCCAUUCAAGUUUCCCUUUCACCAUUUUGUGCCUUAAACAGAGUCUGCAAGGGGACACCAGAGUGAGCAGUUCUGCAGAGGGUUGGGCCAAAUCCUUAUCCCCCUCUCCCUCCCCGGGAGUGCCUUAUGGCUCUGUGUGUGGGGGGGAGUCAGAUAGUUGAGUCUUUUAACUAUCUCAAAAAUCACCUUUCAAGGAGCCAGGACCCAAGAUGGGUUUUUUUUUGUCAAUUUAAUUUUCUCUCUGGUUUUGCACAAAACCCUGGGCUGGGCUGGGCUGAGCGGGAUAGUGGGGUGAACCAGCCACACACACACCCUCAGCCUCACAGUUCUGUUUUCCCCCCCUUAAGACGUUCAACUGUAAGGAGAUUGUUUCCCUUUUAGGAAUCCCCACCUAGAAAAGUCUAGAGAAGGGCAAAGGAAGGGUUUUCCUUCCUCUUGAUUCUAACCGGGUGUUUGCAAGCUUCGUCCCUUGAAGAUGGUUGGACUUCAACUCCCAGAACUCCACCCAUCUCCAAGUGAGGGAGAUGGGAGAAACAGGGUUUUAACACCUGAGCAUUAUGCCAAAGAUUACCUGUCCCAGGGAGAAGAGGAAGUGUACUUCUAUGUAGCAGCUUUCUUUCUUUCUUUUCUUACAAAUUUUCCUCCAGUGGUCAGGAGGGGAAAGAAAAAAUCUCACACCACAGAAGCCAGAUCAAGCCUGGGAAAUAAGACUUAGAUGACAUCCUGGUAGCUCUUAAUGUAUCUUUAAAAAAAAAAUCAUGCUUUAUAUACUGUGAAUAUUCCCUCCUUAUCUAAUCCUCCAGCAAGAAUAGGUUGAGAAUUAAGGAGAGGUGCUGAGUUUUACCUUUUUUUUAAACCCACCCCCCAUGUUGUGCUCUCUGGAGCUUUUGAAAUAACGGCAGUGUUUUCCCCUUGGGGUGCUCUGAACCCCAUAAUUCUGCAUCCCCUUGGCACAAGAGAGAGGUGGUUUUCCACUCUUCCUCCCCUCCCAAAUUCCCCUGCCAGCUGCAUAGGUGUGAAAUUGUAUCGUUUUGGAAAAUUUAAACCUGAUCGAUGUGCAUCUCCAACCCACCUGCUUGCUCCAAUGGGGUGAAAUUCAUAUUAAGCUUAACCUUGGGUUGGUCAAAAACAAAAAUCGGGCCUCAAUUGCUCAUCCAUAGGAAACUCAGAUCUGAACCAAACUGGACGUCUGAUCAUUCUCCCAUAUUCCAAAUUGACAAAUUCCAGAAUUUGUACUUUCUUCCUCGGUCACCCAAGGAAAUAUUUAGCUCACUCUCCAAUUCCAUGAAUCUAAAUCUCUGGGAAUUCUGCUCCUUCGUCCCCACAUAGGGGAGGAUUUGGGACUGGCCAACCAGAGACCAAAUAUUCUCGGCCAGCAUCAGGAAUGAAACUGGCAGGAAGGUUUUUGGUAUUUUUUUUAAUGACCACAAAGCCCAGUACCCACAGCGUGGAAGAUGGUGUCAUGUUGCUUCAACGUCUGUUAAAUUAGACAUUUUGCACUGAUGGAGACCAGUUGGGGGGGAAGGGAAGGAUGCCUUUUGUUUCUAAGCCAAUGUCCAUGCUGGUCACACCUGCGUGUCAUUUUUGUGGUGGGUGUUGUUGUUUUUUUAAAUCCUCAAAUGUUUACCAUGUAAUAAGGCAAUAACCAAAACCAACCUAUUUAUAGAGUCUAUUUAUUCAAAAAGAAUUUUAUAUUGUAUUUAUCUUUUUUGUAAUAUUCCAGAAUAAUAUAUAUAUAUAUAUAUAAUAUCUAUAUUUUUGUGUGUGAACUACGAAACAAACGAGAUUGUCCUACAAUUUUAAAAUUGUUCCAAAUGCUAGCAUUUUUUUCUCUGCUGGAAAAAGAGACUUUGCUACUCCUUCUCCGAAUCUCCAAAAGAUAAAUGGUGCAACCAAUACUCAGUUAAUAAUAAAUCUGAGGAUCAGAAAG